AUGUCUACAAUCAAUACAAAUGUAAACAAUGAUUCUCAACCAUCGACAACAACUGCUGCUGCUGCUCCUUCUCCUCCUCACAUUCCACUACCAGCUACACCCAGUGUGAAAAGAUUGAGACAAAUAUUAACAUCGGAAAAAUGUCGCAUAAUCGCAGACAAACUACUGGAACUCGAACAAAUCAAUUCCACAGAACUUCUGGUCAAUAGAGAAAUCAAUCGUCUCAAUUACAAACGACAGUAUAUACAAAAUCUACUCUCUUUGGUACAUCAGAUGAAAGCAACUCGUCCUGCAGCACACUCACGACCUCGUCCACGACGCCUACAGAAAAAUUGA
Molecule: messenger RNA, 336 nt
Organism: Adineta ricciae
Lineage: Eukaryota; Metazoa; Rotifera; Eurotatoria; Adinetida; Adinetidae
Source: the annotation of a GenBank genome assembly